Melanotaenia boesemani (Boeseman's rainbowfish) is the source of this 4364-nucleotide messenger RNA. RefSeq names its product LIM domain binding 1a (gene ldb1a). Gene Ontology annotation, cellular component: nucleus; transcription regulator complex. NCBI's taxonomy places the organism in Eukaryota, Metazoa, Chordata, Actinopteri, Atheriniformes, Melanotaeniidae. The transcript is spliced from 12 exons. Gene Ontology annotation, biological process: positive regulation of transcription by RNA polymerase II; negative regulation of transcription by RNA polymerase II; nervous system development. Gene Ontology annotation, molecular function: LIM domain binding. Bases 332 to 1558 code for a protein of 408 amino acids. The record is from RefSeq and is a predicted model, not a curated record.
CCCCACUUCCCCCAACCCCCGCCCCCACUUUUCCAUCCACCUCCUCCUCCUCUUUCCUUCCUUCCUUUCCUUCUUCCUUCCUACUCAUCAUCCAAUUUGCACACUGCUAGAUCGCCCCCUUCAUUUGUGUCUCCUAUCUGCAUCUGUUCAUCACAGUCCUCCUCCUCUCUGCUGGACCCCCUUGGUUUCCUCUGCGUGGCUGACCUGAGUGGACUUUUUCCAGCGAGCGUGGGGAAGAGGAGAAAUUGGAAGACAAAGAGUUAGCCCAUGCGAGCAACGUGUGGACUGAGUGCAGCUGUUUCCUUCAGAGAAGAGCCCAACAUGUGAGAAGAUGUCUGUUGGAGGUUGUGCUUGUCCCGGCUGUUCGUCAAAGUCAUUCAAGCUGUACUCUCCCAAGGAGCCCCCCAACGGCGGCAGCUUUCCCCCCUUCCAUCCAGGCGCUAUGCUGGACAGAGAUGUGGGGCCUACACCCAUGUACCCGCCCUCAUACAUGGAGCCUGGAAUGGGGAGACCCACACCGUAUGGGAACCAGACAGAUUACAGAAUAUAUGAGCUGAAUAAAAGAUUACAGAACUGGACAGAGGACUGUGACAAUCUCUGGUGGGAUGCCUUCACCACAGAGUUUUUUGAAGAUGACGCCAUGCUCACAAUCACAUUCUGCCUGGAAGAUGGUCCAAAACGAUACACCAUUGGCAGGACAUUGAUUCCUCGAUACUUUAGAAGUAUUUUUGAGGGAGGGGCCACCGAGCUGUUUUAUGUUUUGAAGCAUCCAAAGGAGUCUUUCCACAGUAACUUUGUGUCCCUCGACUGUGACCAGUGCACUAUGGUGACCCAGAACGGCAAACCUAUGUUCACACAGGUGUGUGUUGAGGGCCGUUUGUACCUAGAGUUCAUGUUUGAUGACAUGAUGAGGAUCAAGACGUGGCACUUCAGCAUCAGACAACACAGAGAAGUCCUACCAAGGAGCAUUUUAGCUAUGCACGAUCCGCAGAUGCUUGAUCAGCUGGCUAAAAAUAUCACCAGAUGUGGGCUGUCCAACUCCACGCUCAACUACCUCCGUCUAUGUGUGAUAUUGGAGCCAAUGCAAGAGUUGAUGUCCAGACAUAAGACUUACAGUUUGAGCCCCAGAGACUGUCUGAAGACAUGUCUCUUCCAAAAGUGGCAAAGGAUGGUGGCUCCUCCAGCCGAGCCAGCCAGACAAGCUCCAAACAAGCGUCGGAAAAGGAAGGUGUCAGGUGGAAGCACCGUGAGCUCUGGAGGAGGCAGUAAUAACAACAACAACAGCAAAAAGAAGAGUCCAGCCAACAGCUUUUCACUCUCCAGCCAGGUACCUGAUGUGAUGAUGGUGGGAGAGCCCACACUGAUGGGAGGGGAGUUUGGUGACGAGGACGAGCGUCUGAUCACGCGGCUGGAGAACACGCAGUACGAUGGGGCGAAUGGCCUGGAGGAUGAGGACAGUUUCAACAGCUCACCUGCACUGGGGGCACACUCGCCCUGGAACAACAAGGCUCCCUCCAGUCAGGAGAGCAAGAAUGACAACUCCCAGUCGUCCCAGUAGAGGGCCGACGUCCCAGCAAGCUCCUUUCUUUUAAAAUCUAAAACUUACUGGGACCUACCAGAGACAUCACCCUAGCAGGAGGUGUCAGGGAGGACUGCCUCGAGCACUUGUGUUCAAUUAAGUUUUUAAGAUUUGUUUGGUUACUAUGAAAGCAGAGUGGUCAGUGAAAGGCACGAUCGUUGCUGGACUGAAAAAUUGCUGUCACAUGAAGGGAAGUUCUGAAGUAUUCCAUUCUCGCUGUCGCGCUUUGUUGCACAUAAUUAGUGGUGCUCAGCCUCUGCCCUUUGUUGCUUUGGCUUUUGUCAGUCCUCUCAAAAGUUGUGGUGGACUUGCACUCACAUGCGUGUCCUCCCCCUGUCACUGCCCACCGCAGUGUUUGAGCCAAAGCUGGUGUGUCCUGAGUGCUCGCCAUUGCGACCACGCAAGUGGGUUCUUGUUCCAACCUCGGGUCUCUAAGCCGUGCAUUUUACCAAACGAUGCACCUCGUUGUUUCUGUUGUGCUCAUGUCAAAGGGAAGGAAUGUUUAGCUUUUAUUUAACUUAAUUUUUUUGCAGGCUGCAGAAAACUGUGCACUUUUAGUAUCAAAAUUCAACGUUCGGUUUUUAAAAACUCAAUUAUUUGUUUUUGUAGGACCUGGUUGGAACAAAAACCUGUACAGUGCCGGAGCUUGAGGACCGGAGUUGAGAACCACUACGCUUAAACACAUCCUAUACACACACACUGAUACACACGCAUACAUAUACACACAUACAUACAGUACAGUGUACACACUAACAAAACACUUGUCACCUACAUCUGCGGCAUAUAACAUUGUGGUACUGGAGAGCGGUGGUACACAGCAUGUCUGGACCAGAGUACCAGACGCCACAGAAGUGUGUUUUUAUUUUCUAUGUUUUAGACUUGCUUUUUUCUUUUUUAUUUAGAAACUAUUUGUAAAAAUAGACAAGCAAACAAAACACCCCAGAUAUUCUUUGCACUGUUUUCCACUAUUAACGGCAAUCUAUUUUUCUUAUGGAAUCGACAGUGUCAUGUUUUUUUCCCCUUUCUAUUAUUAAUUGCUAAUGUAAGAAGUGUAAAACAACUGAGACCUGCAGUAUAUUAAUGUAUAAGUAUUGCUGUUAGAUCAUUCUUAUUGUGAUGAUAAUACCUAAUGUAAGCCUCUGCUUGAUGUGUCAUCCAUCUGUGUCAGACAUCACGCUGUUAUCAGGCUCACUGGCUUCAGUGCUAGAACAGGUUUGGAAGAACAAAGCUAAUGUUUUACUACUGUACUACAUCUUGCUUGAUGUGAGUCCAAAGCAGCACACUGGAAACCAGUUUCCCCACUAAAUCUCCAUCUGUUGUCCUUUUUAUGGUAGAACUAUUUGCUUUGUCUUGAAUCUCUUAACUUCGGGUCCUCUCCUCAGAGAAUAUAGUAACAGAAAACUCAAAUUUGCUACUCAAAAAUAUUUUAAAAACAAGUUUUGACAGGAUUGUAAAAUAAUAAAAAAAAAAGACUUUUGUAUUAACUUAAGCUUCCAAGAAACGUUUUUAAUUACAAUAAAGAAAGCUGCAGACCAAGGAGCUACAUGUAAAGAUUCUUAUACUGCGCUGUUUUGUUUUCUGAUGAAACAUUUUUUUUUUGGCUUUACUCCUCAUGUUUGUGUCUGUGCUUGUAUAUUUUUAGGUAGUAAUUUCUGUAAAAUUAUUCUAUGUAUUUCUUCCUUGAACUAUGAGAAACUCAAUCUAAUGUAAAGAGAUGAAAAGCCUCUUAAUUUUUUUUAUGUGAUUUUUAAUGGUACAAUCACUGAUAAAAGAUUUUUCCCCUCAUUUUAGCAAACUGUAUUUAUUUUUCUAUGUCCUGACAUUCUCUUAGGUCCAACCCACUUGUACAAAAUCCAUGAGUAUAUAUGGAGGAAUUUGUGGGGCUGCUGAGUCACUUAAUGCUAAUAGAGGUGAUUACAUUUUGUUCUAAAAACUUCAAGGUCAUGCUGUUGGUUUCUCAUUAUGGAGAUAUAUUUAAUAGCCUCCUGUGCAGCAGGUAUGUUCUCUGUUUAGAAGAAAAUAUUAACAGUUUCUCUGCCUCAGACUCCAUAGAUGUUGGAAAUGUGCCGUAGUGGUGCAAUCUGCAGUGAAAUGUUAAAUUUACUGAAAUUCUCUAUCAUGUAAUUCUGUUUUUCAAGGCUAUUUAAAGAUGUUUUCAUGUAUUCUAAAUUUAUAUGGUUAAAUAAAAUGUAUAGAUAUUUCAUUAAUAUAAAAAAAUAUGCUGAUACUGACCAGCAUUUUAUUUGCUGAAAAAUUAAAUGGAUUAUGACUAAAUCACUGUGUCCAUGUUUGAAGGGACACACAGUGAAAUUAAGUCAUGGUCCACAGCAUCACCCAGAAGCCAGCUGGUGGCUCAUAGAUAGUAAUUUGCAGACUCGCCCAGCAGGGGUCUGUCAGAGCAGGAGACUGAGCAGCCUGUCAGAAAUUCCUCCAUCAUUUUAUCUGGCAGAAAUGCCGUCAGUAGAUCCACACUGAGCUGCAAGCUGUCGUGUUUAAAUCCUUGUCCAUCGUCUCCAGCACCUCCUAGUCUACUUUUGUGGUGUACCAGUUAAGCAAGCAGACACCGAAAUGAAUCCAGGGGCAAACUUAUCUAAACCUUGUAUUUUCAAAGUUGACUUAAUUUAAGAAAUGUAAGGGGGUGUAAGACACAGUAAUGGAAAUACACCCGUAGCUGGCUCUUGUAGCACUUCAUCAAAGGGGUGGUUUUAUAUCUAUAUUUUUUUGCAAGGUUUCUGUCAUUGAUAAUUCAUGUAUGGUAUCAAUAAAGAUUAAUUUUCACUGAAAA